UGGACGACAGAGUACUAACCGUGCAGAAAAAGCUGGAAACUAUUUAAAGUCAUAGUAUAUUAAAGCAUAAUUACCUAUUGAUCUCCAGCUGACCCAAGGAAUAUAAAAAAAACUGCUCCAGGAAAAAGGACACUGUCUUACAUGUCUCCGUUAGUUAUCAUUAUGUGUAGACGAUCCUCAGGUUAUUGAAAUUAAAACAGUGAAAAACCAAUCACACUUCAUUAGAUUCAGCCAUACAGCAAAUAAAUCCACUCUGUGAUAGUGUAGGCAGUCAUAUUUCUGGAUAUUUAUUUCAUCUGAACCACUCAGUGGAGAAAGAAGUGUCCAGUGACAAUCUAACAUGGACAGCCAGCAACAGCCAGUCAGAGACCAGGGGCUCAUUUCUGUUGCCUCACAUGUGCUGGAUGAUUCUGAUAUUAGAAAUCAUCGAUCUACUGAUGCAGUAUAUAUUGGAUUACAUGUGCCAAAAAGAAAACAUCGACACAAACGCCACAAACACCGAAAGGUAGAAGGGGAUAAAACUCAAAGUAGCCAGCCAGAGGUCUUCAAAGAUGUUGCUAACCCGGCCCAGCGGGUCCAGUUCUUGUUGGGGGAGGAUGAGGAUGAAGAACACAAAGCCCAUGAUUUGUUCUGCGAGAUGGAGGAACUCUUCUAUAAUGGAGAUCAAAUAGAGUGGAAGGAGUCCGCUAGGUGGAUUAAGUUUGAAGAAGAUGUGGAGGAAGGUGGAGAGAGGUGGUCCAAGCCACACGUAGCCACUUUGUCUCUCCACUCUCUGUUUGAACUGAGAUGUAACAUCCUCAAUGGAACUGUCAUGUUUGAUAUAGAACCCUAUGACCUGCCAUCUCUUGUUGAGUUGGUGGUAGACACUAUGGUUGCUAGUAAACAACUGGAGGAGAACCUAAAGGAACAAUUUGUAGACACCAUGUUGAUCAGGCAUCGUCACCAGAACCAGAAAAAGCCACAAAAGGUGGAUGAAAAUGGAGGCAGCAAACUUCAUUUGCCCUUAAUUCGAUCUUUUGCUGACAUCGGCAGGAAGAGUUCAGUCCCUUCCUUCCAAAAACAUGCUGAAGAUCCAAGCAAUCCAGCACAGAUACUAAAGAACAAGUUCAAAAGCGCCAAAAGUUCUCCCAACUUCCACGCUCCAGAAAAACAAGAGAGUGCACCAUUAGAACACCACCCGACUUACACAGGGAGUUUAUCUACCAAUCAAAGUAGCAGUGAUUUGCUAACCCGAGACUCCUCACACAAGGACUUGAGCCAUAUGAGCAAUCAUAGUCUGCACUUUAUGAAGAAGAUUCCCCCAGGGGCAGAGGCAGCUAACAUUCUAGUCGGAGAAGUGGAGUUCCUGAAUCAUCCUGUUGUCGCCUUUGUCCGGCUCCUACAUCCUAUCAUCCUGAGGGAUUUAACAGAGGUUCCUGUGCCAACCAAAUUUGUGUUUAUGUUGCUGGGACCUAUGGGAGGCCAGAGCAAGUACCACGAAAUAGGACGGUCUAUAGCCACAUUGAUGUCAGAUGAGGUGUUCCAUGAUGUGGCGUACCAUGCCAGGAGCAGAGAUGACCUGUUGGCUGGGAUUGAUGAGUUUCUGGAUCAAGUCACAGUUCUCCCCCCUGGAGAGUGGGACCCCAGUAUCAGGAUUGAACCUCCCAAACAGAUCCCCUCCCAGGAGAGCAGAAAGAACAACUGUUAUACUCCCCCAGCCAAGGCUGAAGGGGGAGACCCAGAGGAGGUUGAGAUUGAAAUGGAUCAUGUUGACUCCUCGCUUGUUAGGACAGGGAGAUUGUGUGGAGGCAUUUUAAAUGACAUCAAGAGGAAGAUUCCUUUUUAUGCCAGUGACUUUAAGGAUGCACUACAUGUUCAGUGUCUAGCCUCGUUUAUCUUUUUAUACUUUGCUUGUCUAACCCCUGUCAUUACAUUUGGAGGUCUUCUAAAUGAUGCCACAGAUGGUAACAUGGCUGUGUUUGAGAGUAUUUUAGCAGCAGCUAUAUGUGGUAUAUUUUAUGCAUUAUUGUCUGGUCAACCUCUCACCAUUCUAGGCAGUACUGGGCCAGUACUUGUGUUUGAAACCAUCCUACACCAUUUUUGCAAAGACAAUGGCUGGGAUUAUCUUGAGUUCAGGUUAUGGAUUGGGUUGUGGACAGGUAUUCUUCUCAUAAUCAUGGUGAUUCUGGAUUUAUCUGCCUGGGUACAGUACAUCACUCGCUUCACGGAGGAAAGCUUUGCACUUCUUAUCUCCCUUAUCUUUAUCAAGGAGGCCUUUGCCAAGCUAGCCAAAGUGACAUUAACCCAUCCGAUCCACUUUCCCAUUGAAACCCGCCCUGGAUGGUGUCAGGGAAUAUGUCGACCUCCUCUGUCAGAGGAGGUAUCAAACGACACACUAGCUAACGUCACUGUGGUCAGUACGACAGUGGUGGCCAGUACUACAACGAUGUCAACAUUCAGUAACACAACCAACAACACGACGACAAUCUCUUUUGAAUCAACUCUCCUCUGGGCCAACAAGAGUUUGGAGGAUUGUGUACUAAGUGGAGGACAUUGGGAUAAAACCUAUGAUUGCCACAGUGACACUGAGCCAGAAGUCUUCUUUCUCUCUGUGAUUCUAUUUUUAGGAACAUUUCUCAUCUCUAUGACUCUGAAGAGAAUGCGUACCAGUAAAUUUUUCCCAACACAAGUCAGAGGAAUAAUAAACGAUUUUGCUGUGAUGAUUGCUAUUGUGAUAAUGGUGCUGACUGACUUCCUCUUGGGUAUUCCUACACCAAAACUACACGUUCCUGAGGAAUUCAGGCCCACUAGUGAUAAAAGAACUUGGGUUGUAAAUCCAAUAGAUAAGAACCCGUGGUAUCUACCGAUAGCUGCCAUUAUCCCGGCAUUACUUGCUACCAUCCUUAUUUUCAUGGAUCAACAGAUCACAGCUGUCAUUGUCAACAGGAAGGAGAAUAAACUUGUGAAAGGUAAAGGCUACCACUUGGACCUGUUUGUGGUGGCAUGUCUGAUCAUCAUCUGUUCCUUCCUGGGGCUGCCAUUCUUCGUGGCAGCUACAGUCUUGUCUAUUACCCAUGUUAUGAGUCUGAAGAAAGAAUCAAAAUGUGCCGCCCCAGGAGAGGCACCAAAGUUCCUGGGUGUCAGAGAGCAGAGAGUUACUGGCUUUAUGAUCAACUUGAUGAUUGGUAUCUCCAUUUUACUGACAGGGAUUUUAAAGCACAUCCCGAUGCCUGUGUUAUAUGGAGUAUUCUUGUAUAUGGGUGUGUCCUCUCUCCGCGGAAUGCAGAUCGUGAACCGGAUCCUGAUCUGGUUCAUGCCCCAGAAGUACCAGCCAGACUAUAUGUACCUCCGACAUGUUCCUACUAAGAGAGUCCAUCUAUUCACUGCUAUACAAGUCAUGUGUCUAGUGAUUCUGUGGAUUGUUAAAAGCAUUAAAGACACUUCAAUUGUUUUUCCUUUAAUGGUGUUGGCUAUGUGUUUUGUAAGGAAGGGAUUAGACUGGAUUUUCACGCAGGAUGAAUUACGAUGGUUGGAUGAUAUCAUGCCUGAAAUACACAACAGAAAUAAGGAAGACGAAGAUAAGGAAAAGAAGGACAAAGAAGAAAAGGAGAAAGAAAUGGCAUCGCUACCAAAUGGAUCCUCCUCAGCAAACUCUCUCCACAUGAACGUUGUCAAAGUGGGAAUCAACACACCAGACAGUGAUAUGUGUAUAUCUGACGAGAUGACAAAAACCAGUCUCUGGAAGUCUAUUAUUGCUAACGAGUCGUCCCCCUCCCUCAACAGCAACAAUAGUGUAACAAAACAUAGGAAGCAUAAAAACAGUAAAAACAAAUCCUCAGGUCAAGGGGUGUCUUUCUACAUAGACGAAGAGGAAAAGGAGCACCUGUUAUCAAACAAGGCCCCUGAAAUUGUGGUGGAUCCACCCAGCAGAGAUCACAGUGAUAAUGAAGAGAAGGAUAGUAAAAUGUGAUAAAGCCAUGUGUAGUCCCCCCCCCCCCCCCCCAAAAAAAAUACAAAUGUGAUGUCAUUUUGUUAAGGAUUGCUAAAAGCUAUUUAUUAUUAUGUACAUUGUACAAUAUUUUAGGUUUGGAUCUUGUUAAAUUGCAUUUAUUUUGAGUGAAUGAAGUUGAGAGCCUGUCAGUGUAAAAAUUCAUCUUGUAUGAUUGUAGAGUACAUGAAGUUGUCCAAUGUCAGGAAUAGAAUAAGAGUGAAGUGUUUCAAAAUCAGCGAAUAAUUAUCAAAAUCAGUUUGCAUUUGUUUGAGUUCAUCAAGGUUCAGGGCAUCAUGUUUCACAAGCAACUUUUGGAUUUAUUAUUAUUAUUAAUUUUUUACUUGAUAUAUUUUGAAAAUAAUUCAUACAAUGCUAAUCAAAUUAAGUAAUUUGUUUUAAUAUACCUCCAGUUACCCUUCAAGAAUCAAGAUUGUCCAAAUAAAAAAUGGGGGAUAGGCAGCACUGCAUAAAAUAGGUUGGGAAUUGGCUAAAAUACAUUACAUGUUAAAUAUUUUCUGUAGUGCUGAAGAAAUCUAUGUACUACACUGUUAGGGAUUCAAAUGUCAUAUUUUAUGUUGUGAUAUUGGUCUUUGAAUUUUCCCUGCAGAUAUUGUAUCUAAAACUAUUCAUGUUUUCCUUUUUUGUUUGUUUUUUGUUGUUUCUUUUUUAUUUAAAAAUUAUGUCUCACUUUUGUAGCUUUAUUCAUCUAUCCCAGUGCAUAAAAUUUUUAAUUAUGAUUUCCAGCAUUGAAAUCCGUAUCUUUAUAAAGAUUUUUAUAAAUUUCUUUAUAUUUCUAUAUUUACAUGUAUAUUUAGGAUAUUCAUUGAUUGUUUAUUUUGUUUGUCUUCAUUUUUCUCCCUUUAUUUCUUACUUUUUGAUAUGAAUUUUUUUUUUUAGUUUUGGCACAUGCCUUUUUAUGAAAGGUUGUAUGAACUUGGAAAAAAAACACCCUUACAACGGAAAUCUUUCUGAAGCCCUUUGAUGCAUAUUUUUUUAUGUAGAUGUGUGGGUGGUGAUAGUAUUAAUAAAUGUAAAAUGGAGGGUUUUUCUAGGGCUAAGUAGUUCAGAACUAUGUCAAGUAGCUCUUUCUUACAAGAAAUUCUUUCUUCCCACUUGAAACAUGUUGAUUUUAUUAUAGAUUUACAAAUUAAAAUGAUACCUUGAGAUGUUUUAAUUAAAGUGCAUUUUUAGGCAUCUGAUUGUAUGCCCAAAAUUGAUCAACCUGUGUGUGAUUAUGAAUUAACGAUAGUAUUAAUUCAAGGUCUUAAGUGAAAUAGAGGACAAUGGUCAGUUAGCCUGAUAUGUAUUUUGUCACAAAUACAUAUUGUGUAUUUAUGUACUGUUUGAUGUGUGUUCAAUAACUGCAAUACCUGGGGGUAAAAUGUUACUACUGUUUUGUCCAUUUCCUCUUUAUGUUACCCUCCACUGUUUUUCUUUCCAUAUGUAAUCAUUAUAUUAAGCUUUGUUGCAAUAUUCUAUUAUAAUGCUCUUGGUGGUCAUAACCUGUAACUUUCAUGCAUUUUAUAUAAUUUUUCUUCAGUGCUUUUUUUUUUGUUGGAUCUCAUAGAUAUUGAAUGCUCUAAGCUUGUUUGAAACAUGGAUUGAUUCUGAUUUAAUACACACAUUUAUUAUUGAAGAGACAGAAGGGCUUGUAGAUGGACACACAAAUACUGUUAUAAACUCAGGCAUUUAGAAAACAUAUCAGUUUUUGUGUUGCCCUGUACUAUAAAUUUAUUUUUAUCUCGGAUAACUGGAACAGUUAUUGGGUGAAGUAAUUAAGAGACAGAAUAAAAAGGAACAUACCAUUUGUUAAGGUCACUCUUUUUACAUGAAAUACAUGUAUAUGUACAUGUAUUCCUAGGCAUUUAGCCUCUUAUUAUGAAUGAAUUGUAACUUGUUCAUUUGUCAAACUGUUAAGAGAUUAUCAUGAAUUCAUGCAAUUAUCACCUCUUGCUAAAAUGCACCUAAAUAUUGGUUAUGGAAGGACACAAAAGGUCAAAAUGCAUAUCCAUUGUGCUACAGUCUAUUUAUCCAGCACUUUUUGCAUUAGAAUCAUCAGUGUAUAACGUUUUAUUGCUUCACCCAAAUGGUCAGUUUGAUUAUUGUUGAUUGUAAACAUUUUAAAUAAUUACUAGCCUUCAAAGGCAAGAUGAUUUAAGUUUUCUGCUGUGCAGGAAUCACACAGUAUUGUUUAAAUAUUAACAUUCACUUAUACAAUACUGUGUCAUGCUGUGCUCUAGUUCAAUUCUGAAUCAUUGAAAUAAUUUGAAUUUAAUGAUCCAUUCACUUUAAUUCAUAUGCUCUUGUCCAUGUUUAAAAACAAACAGUAUAUGAAAACUUUCUGUUUCAUUGAAAUGAUAUGUAUUUUGAACUUUCAUGAAAUCAUGUAAACUAAGCUUUUGUCUUGCUAUGAAUUCAAUACAGCCCAUGAAGGCCCAAAUGUUUCUCAGACACAACUGCAUUAUACUGAAUGCUACCCAUGAGAAAGGGAAUGACUCAAUUUCGAAAAUUGAGUUAUUCCCCAUAAUAGAAAUUGCAAUAAAAAUACAUGUAUUAACUCUGCCUGCUGUAUUUUAUUUUGAAAUUGUUGACUCAACAAAACUAUUAUUACUAUUAUAUUGUAUGAUCAUUGAAUUUCAGAUUCAACAUUAAUUAUUAACUAAACCUUGUGGUAGUUCAACUCCUAUCUUUGCUAGCCAGUUGUUUCUGAUCCUCAUUCUGAAGAGUGGGUCAGAAACACUCCACUAGUGAAGAUGUUCAACUCCCUGUUGAACAUUAUUAGAAGAACUGAUGAUUGCAUACACCAUUAGGUUUUGUCAGAUGUCAUACAUUUUGUGUUUGGUGUAUUUUCGUCAGGAUAUCACAUCACUUUUUAUAAUUUGGUUUGUUUUUUUUAGCAAUGGAUUUUUCCACUAUGUUGGUUGUUACAAACAAGAGGAAAGAAAGUUGUUUCCCCUUGUUUCUUAUUGAUUAUUAUUAGUAAUUUGUUGAGAAUGUGUUUUGAUGAACAUCAUUAUGGAAUUAGGCAGGUAUAUUAAACUGUUAACAAGUUGUGUAGUCAGUGAAUUCAUGCUGAACGUGAAUAAAUCAUGAACUAAGUC
Molecule: messenger RNA, 7071 nt
Organism: Saccostrea echinata
Lineage: Eukaryota; Metazoa; Mollusca; Bivalvia; Ostreida; Ostreidae
Product: electroneutral sodium bicarbonate exchanger 1-like
Exons: 20
Coding region: 341-3949 (1202 amino acids)
Biological process (GO): regulation of intracellular pH; transmembrane transport; bicarbonate transport
Cellular component (GO): plasma membrane
Molecular function (GO): solute:inorganic anion antiporter activity; sodium:bicarbonate symporter activity; monoatomic anion transmembrane transporter activity
Source: RefSeq, a predicted model, not a curated record